Messenger RNA from Cyprinodon tularosa, 5995 nucleotides. RefSeq names its product protocadherin Fat 4. NCBI's taxonomy places the organism in Eukaryota, Metazoa, Chordata, Actinopteri, Cyprinodontiformes, Cyprinodontidae. The record is from RefSeq and is a predicted model, not a curated record. Gene Ontology annotation, biological process: calcium-dependent cell-cell adhesion; multicellular organism development; cell morphogenesis. Gene Ontology annotation, cellular component: adherens junction; catenin complex; plasma membrane. Bases 12 to 5873 code for a protein of 1953 amino acids. Gene Ontology annotation, molecular function: calcium ion binding; cadherin binding. The transcript has 10 exons.
UUAGGUAUUCAAUGGAAAACAUGGAUGCACCUUUUGCUAUUGAGGAAGCAUCUGGAGAACUGUUUUCAACUGAUUUUCUAGACAGGGAGACUGUAGCCUUCUACACACUGACAGUGAUUGGAACCGACAUGCAUCCCACACAACCUCUUUCAAGCUCUGCACUUGUUACUGUACUGGUUGGUGAUAUUAAUGACAACUGGCCUCAGUUUCUGGAUAGUCCCUUCGUAGCUUAUGUACCCACAGAGUUUCUUCCAGGCUCAGUUGUUUGUGCAGUGAAAGCUAUUGAUGGAGACACUGACAUGAAUGCGCAGCUGCAUUAUUCAUUAUAUGGACAAAGUUCAGACCUGUUUUCAAUUGAUCCAAACAGUGGCACAGUAUUCACUUCUAAUUCACUGAAGACAGAGGAUAUUAUUAUCAAUGUGCAUGUAGAAGAUGGGGGUGAAAAUCCCAAAUUUGACACCACUACUAUCAGUAUCAGAUUUCAGAACAUUUCUGAUUUCCCAGAGAUGACUGUGGAUGUUUUGAGUUAUUCUCUCUUUGAGGACCAACCAGUGGGAACAGUAGUGGCUGUUAUUUCUGCAGCAAGCAUCAGAGCUGAACCCAUUUCUUUUUAUCUUGCUUCUGGAAACUUUGAAGACAUGUUUCAUGUAGACCAAUUAGGUGGAGCGUUGACAGUUCACAACUCACUGGAUUAUGAAAGCAAAAGGGAAUUUUCUCUACUGAUAGAAGCCAGGGACUCUGGCUGGCCUCCAUUUUCAUCAUUUUUAGAAAUUCAAAUAAAUAUAACUGAUGUAAACGAUAACCCCCCCCAGUUUACCCAAGCUGAAUACAGGUGUGAGAUUUAUGAGAAUUCCCCACCAUCUAUAGUUUGUGAUGUUCUUGCAAUCGAUGCAGAUUCGCCCACUUACAGCACAGUAUGGUACAAAAUAACAGAAGGAAAUAUCGAUGAGUCUUUUAUGCUUGACCCUGAAAAUGGUUUGGUUAGCACCACCAUAAGUUUAGAUAGAGAAAGUAUUCCUUUUUUUAAUUUAACAGUUGAGGCGGCAGAGCCUGGUAACCCUCUUCAUACAGAUCAUGCAACAGUCAUCAUUGCUGUAUUGGACAGGAAUGACAAUGCACCUAGUUUGUCUCAAAUGUAUCUUGCAGAGGUUUCUGAAGAUGCUCCUAUAGGUUACACAGUUCUGCAAAUCACCUCAACCGAUGACGACACUGAUUCUAAUGCAGAAAUUAGUUACCAUAUAUCUGACCAUAAUCAGAAUCUCCCUUUUGAUAUUGAGUCCAGCACUGGAUGCAUCAUCGUUAAAAGGUCUCUGGACAGGGAGAAGCAAGAUCAGUAUGUAUUAAAAGUAAAUGCCAAUGAUUCAGCAUGGAGUGUUAGCACUGAUGCAACUAUCUUUGUUUUAGAUUUCAAUGAUAUGAGACCAGUUUUUUCUAAAGAUUUGUAUUCAGUUGUCAUCCCUGAAACCAAACACCCAGAGGCUUUUGUUUUGCAGGUCUCUGCAACAGAUGCAGACAUUGGACUAAAUAGUGAGGUUAUCUAUAUAAUUGAACCCUCAAAUGAUUUCUUUGGGGUAAAUACUUCUUCUGGGGAGGUCUUUGCAAAGCAGCCUCUCAUUUUAAACAAUUCAACUUUUGAAAUCUAUACCUUCACAGUUGCUGCCUUUGAUUGUGGCAGCAUCCCUCUGCACAGCAAUACCAGUGUCACAGUGAGAUUAGAACCAUUUAACCACCACCCUCCAAUGUUUUUGCCUUUACCAGCCUUUAUUGCCAUUCCAUAUAAUCUACUGGUAGGAUCUGAAGUAGUAAAAUUCACUGCAACAGAUCCAGAUGUCAAUAGCAGUGAUUUUAUUGAGUAUAAUGUCAGUGGAGGUAAUGCAUCUGAUCUCUUUGGGAUUCAAACCAACAGUGGAAAGGUAUUCCUAAAUCAAAAUCUAGCAGAAAGGGAAAAUCAGUCACUUACUUUAUUAGUUGAAGCCAUAGAUAAAGGUUUUCCUCCAUUAACUUCUCAAACUAAAAUCAGCAUUAAGAUAAUUGGGAAUAAUCAGUUUUCUCCAAGGUUUGGUGAAUCAGAUGUCACAAUCUCUGUCCCAGAAGACUUGCCUGUUGGAUCAGUGGCUGGGAAAGUUCAAGCUGAAGAUUGGGAUUAUGGUCCUAAUGGUGAAAUUACAUACUGCAUAAGUACUGAAAAUCAACAUUUUCCAGUCUCUGUAGGAAAAUUCUCUGGGCUACUAACACUUACCACAGAGCUUGACUAUGAAAAAGAAAGCAGUUAUUAUCUGCGUAUAAAAGCAACAGAUGGUGGAUGGAUAUCUAAAUAUGCCUGGUUGAAUGUUACUGUGAUAGUUAUGGAUGUAAAUGACAAUCCUCCGGUCUUUUUGUUGUCUGAGUAUUUCACAGCAGUGACGGAAAAUUCAAAAAUUGGAACAAGUAUUCUAGAUGUGAUGGCCACUGAUAUGGACUCAGGGAUAAAUGCACAAAUAUCCUACUCUCUGAUUGCUGGUAGUUUGGAUAAAUUUGCACUUGAUCCAAGAAAUGGGAUUAUUUCUACUUUGGUUGUCUUUGAUUAUGAACAUAAACACAUAUUUGAUAUUACAGUGAAAGCUUCAAACACUGCUAAACACACCUUGUUCAGUCUGGCUCAUGUCAUCAUUCACGUCUUGGAUGUUAAUGAAUUUAGCCCAACCUUCAUUCAAGAAAGUUUUAGCUUUUCAGUAUUCAAAAAUGUUCCAGUUGGAACAUCAAUAGGAAAAGUAGCAGCCACUGAUAAUGACAGUGGUCCUCAAGGUGAGGUGUUUUAUCUAAUGUUUGGCUAUGGCAAGCAUUUAGGCUUUGAUGUUGUUCAACUUACUGGAGAUAUAUAUACAAGUGGUAGUUUGAGAAACCAAGGCAACAGCAACAUAACUUUAAAGGUCUUGGCAAAGAACUCUGGCGUUAUAAAUGGCACAAACAUAGCUGAGACAUUGGUCAACAUUAAUGUAAUUGAUACAAAUUAUGCACCAACUUUUAGCUCCACGUGCUAUGAGGCAAAUGUUAAGGAAGACAGCCCAAUUGGGACAUUUGUAUUAAAUGUAAGUGCUUAUGACCAUGACUCCGUACUCCACUGGAAUCGAUUCUUCUUUACGAUAGUAGAUGGAAACACAAACUCCUCUUUCUCCAUUGAUCCACUUAGUGGUAUUGUCUUAGUAAACUCUCCUCUUGAUCGGGAACUGUGGCCUACUUAUAAUCUCACUGUUACGGCCACUGAUAAUGGUUCUCCACCAGCCACCGGGACAACAAAUGUGAUUGUGACUAUAGUUGAUAUUAAUGACAAUGCCCCCAAACUCAUGACAACUAAUUUUCAAGUAAAGGAAAAUCAACCUGAAGGAACCAUUGUUGCCAAAUUACACGCCUUUGAUUUUGAUUUACCACCAAAUCAAGGUCCUUUUAUCUUUUGGUUAUUAAAUCUGUCAGCAGAAAGUGCUUUUUUUCUUACUCAGGAUGGAGUUUUACUUACCUCACGUGUUCUCGACCGGGAACAUAUCUCUGACUAUCGAUUGCAGGUGGUGGUAAAAGAUACAGGGUUUCCGAUCCCACUGUCUUCAACAACAACGCUUCACGUUAUAGUAGAGGAUGAAAAUGAUAACGCCCCAUUACCACGAAACAUCUUUAUUGAGGUUAAAUAUUUUGGCAGUUUUUUUAAUGGAGGCAUGAUUGGUAACGUGCAUCCUGAGGAUCAUGAUGAGUCUGAUAUAUUCCUGUGUUUCAUUAAAAAUGGCCCAAUGAACAUGUUUAAGAUACCCAACGGCACAUGUGAGCUAUGGUCGUCCCCUUUUCAGGGAGAGGCCACAUUCAAUGUCACAGUGGAGGCAACCGAUCAGGUUCACUUUCCAGUAAAUAACAGUAUCUAUGUAAACUACAAAGGUUUUACAAAUGCAUCUGUAGACAGUUGCAUAUUAUUCUACAUAUUCUCACCCUCAAUGGAAAACUUCUUAACUAAUAGUUAUUUAAAGUUUGUGAAAGCCCUGGACAGCCUCUUCAACCUUCAGGCUUCAAAGACUCAUGUAUUUGGAAUCAAGCAUAUUGGCAUGGACAUACUACUACUUGCUGCUGUGAAAAACUACAAUGGGCAAUAUCUAAACAACAAGGUAGCAAGUAGUAUAUCUGCUGGACAUAAGAGGUUACUGGAGUCCCAAAGCAAUGUGACAAUUUCUCACAUUACCAGUGAUCCAUGCCUUAUGAGCCCUUGCCAGAAUGGUGCCACAUGCAACAAAAACAUUCACAUCAGCCAGGUUGUUGCUGUCCUAGAAAGCCUGGCUGUCAUUUUUGUGUCACCACAGAAAGAGAUUUUUAAUUGUACCUGUCCCAUUGGAUUCAGCGGUUCACUGUGUGAAGAUGACAUUGAUGAAUGUGAGCUGAAUCCCUGUGAAAAUAACAGCACAUGCGAAAACACAUUUGGAAGUUUUCACUGUUACUGUCAGAGUGGCUUCUCUGGCUCUCUCUGCUCAGCUGAUGUGGAUGAGUGCCUUAAGGUGAAGUGUCAAAAUGGUGGGACGUGUAUUCAGUCGCAGGAGAGAUACUACUGUCAGUGUGUGGCUGGAUUUGAAGGAGAACGAUGUGAAUGGCUCAAAGAUCAUUGCAGAUCUACACCAUGUUUUCAGGGCCAGUGCAUUAACCUACAAACAGGGUUCCUCUGCAACUGCCCCUUUGGAGUCAGUGGUAUCCACUGUGAAGAGCUAAGUUACGGAUUUGAAGAAAUGUCCUUCAUAGAGUUUCCCCCACUGGAUAGCAGAGCUAAUUUAAUUUAUUUUGAGUUUGCAACAGUGCAAAAAGACUCCCUACUCUUGUAUAAUUCUGGAACAUCAACCAGCAGAGAAUUCUUGGCAUUGGAGAUACUUGGUGGUACAAUACAACUCUCUUAUGACCUGGGCUCGGGACCUGUAAGGUUGCAGACAUUUAAACAAGUUGCAGAUGGGCUUUUUCACAGUGUUACUGUAAGGAGGAUUGGCAAUAUGGGAUCUUUGAUUGUGGACAACUGUACAGAUGUUGAGAACAAUGGAUUUUGUUUUUCAGAAGAUGAUGGCAUCAUCUCAGAAAGGACUCUGGAUGUUGGCAUUACCAACUUGACAUUUGGUGGAAUGAGGAGUCUGGAAUUGAUUUUACAACAUCCAAAUCAGAUAAAAACACAUGAUUUUGUUGGAUGCAUUAGAAAUAUUUACAUCAAUGGCAUCCUGCUGAGACCUUCUUUUGGUCUUGCAACAUACAAUGUCUUUAACAGGUGUCUUCGGACAGUAACUUCAGAAUGCAAUGGCGCCCCAUGCAAGAAUGGAGGAAUAUGCCAUGACCUUUGGUCGGACUAUGUUUGUGAGUGCAAAGCUGCCUUUAGAGGAAGAAACUGUGAUACAGAAAUAUCCGAAGAGCUUGUAAUGAGCUUCAAGGAGAGUGAAUACAUUGAGUAUGUCAUCAAAGAAAGAUUCAAGAGAGAUCUUCUGGUCAAAGACUUAAUGGAUAAUACUAAACAAGAAAACAAAACAAACCAAACUCUGAUCACGAUAAAGUUCAAAACAAAAGAGGGAGGAACCUUACUCUUUAUUCCUGGGAAGACAGGAAACAUUAUGCUGAUGGUAAAAGACAGAAAACCUGUGUACACUUCCAUAGACACAACCUUAGGACAUAAGGCAGAGUUAACAGUUGACUUUUUAGUUGCUGAUGGGCUCUGGCACAGUCUGUCCUUACUGAGCAGAGGGAGUAACAAUUAUUUGUUUGUGGAUGACAAAAUGGUCUUAAACGUCACAGAAAGAGACAUGGACUUAAAACUUGUUCAUUUGGAAAAGAUUUUUCUCGGUGCAGUGCCACAAAGACAAACCAAGCUCCAAAAUCCAGGAGAGGAAUCUUAAGAGCAAUCUUGAUGUCUCUACAUUCUUUUGGUAACAGGAUUUAAUGGAUGUGUGGAGCACAUAAGGAUCAAUGGUCACACUCUUCCUAUUAUUGGACAAAGUUUAAUGGUGGAUGUCUUGCC